CGGCGACGCGGGCGCAAAGCUGCUCACUGGCCGGCUCACUUCGCCGGGCUUGAGCAUGUCGCCGGCCGAGGAGAUCAAGCCUGAUGCUCCAGCGUCUCGUCCGGCAGCCGAGCUGGACUCGACGGCAGCCUACCCGUGCCCCGUCUCAAAUCAGAUCUCGCCCGCAUUCAGCGGUCGACAGGAUCUUCUCGGCGUGUUCGACCUGUUGCCGCUCUAUGACCACUUUGUGCGGCCGUACAAAAAGGCAGCCCAAGACAGCGUCAACGAUACUGAGCCGGCUGACCAGACCGACAAGUUUAAACCGGUCGAUAUCACCCUGGGCAUGCCCGCUUGGAGCGUAGGACCCAGCAAGAAGGCAGCGACGCUCGGUCAGCCUUCUUCGCCAUCGCAGCCAGACGGGAGAAAGAACAAGAUGGACAAGAGUCUGUAUGCCUACGCGAUGGACGAACCAGCGUACGUCAAGCCAGCAAAGGACAGUCAGACUCACUUGCUACAGGACCUCCUCUUCGACCCCAACAAAGAACCUGGGCCUAUUCACGACUUUGACGAAAGCGCGAUCAGAGAGGCCUUCACGCUCAAAGCUGGCGUCUUGCCUGGUUUUGACCCGGCAACAUGGUCAAAGACGUACCGAGAUUCAAAGACGAGAAAGCUCCGCAAACAUGCAAGGACAGACACGCUCACAGAUGACAAUCGCGACCGCAAACGUAUCCGGCCAAGCUAAACAAUACAUACAUUCUGCGACUGCGACUGAACAAACACAUCUACGGGCAUUGCGCUAGCGUCUCUCGUCACUCAUUCGGGCGUCGUUACCGUCUCUAUCGCCGUCGGAAUCGCAUUGGCCAAGAUCUCCAACGACCACGGCGGAUUGUCGAUCGUCUUGAUCGACCAGAAUGCAUGUCUGCAAGGGCAACCUGUUCAGCACAUGCAUGCGAGGGCGCAUAGCAGACGCACCCUGCAAACUGAUACCACUCGCCGACUGCAGUAAGCACGCCAGAAGCGCUGGUACCAAUCGCUCGAUUCGGUGUACGAAUUGACGCAAUCAUCUGGCAGGCUGAGUGACCAUUCGUUGAGCCAGAGCGGUCGGGGGU
Messenger RNA from Mixia osmundae IAM 14324, 1088 nucleotides. RefSeq lists its product as uncharacterized. The transcript is spliced from 4 exons. Gene Ontology annotation, biological process: regulation of transcription by RNA polymerase II. Bases 56 to 721 code for a protein of 221 amino acids. Gene Ontology annotation, molecular function: transcription coregulator activity. Gene Ontology annotation, cellular component: core mediator complex; mediator complex. Lineage: Eukaryota; Fungi; Basidiomycota; Mixiomycetes; Mixiales; Mixiaceae. The record is from RefSeq and is a predicted model, not a curated record.